Molecule: messenger RNA, 1018 nt
Organism: Osmerus eperlanus (European smelt)
Lineage: Eukaryota; Metazoa; Chordata; Actinopteri; Osmeriformes; Osmeridae
Product: stonustoxin subunit beta-like
Exons: 2
Coding region: 25-540 (171 amino acids)
Source: RefSeq, a predicted model, not a curated record
CUGGAUGACAGAACAGCCAAUAAGAUGCUGUGGAUAUCAGAGGGCGGGGUCAAGGUGACUCGCAGGACUGAGGAGGUGUGUCCUGUCUUGGACAGACCAGAGAGAUAUGAACAAGAUCCACAGGUGGUGAGCAAGGAGGGUGUCUGGAACAGGAGGAUCUACUGGGAGGUGGAGUACACAGGCUGGGUGGUCAUCGGAGCCACCUACAAAGGAGCAGGGAGGAGGGCCAACUGUGGGUCUUGCGGGUUGGGGGAGAAUGAGGAGUCUUGGGACCUGGGUUGGUCUGGAUCCUGCUACCAAGUGUGGUUAAACGGCAAAGGCGAGGACAUUCGCAAUGUUCCCCGCUGUUCCACUCUGGGGGUCUACAUAGACCAGCCCACUGCCAUCGUGAACUUCUACCUGGUUAGUGCUGAGACGGAGGGAGAAGAGAAAGAGGUCAGGCUGUUGCACAGUAUCCAGACUCCCCUGAAAGAGAAGAUUCUGCCAAGCUUCUGGGUAGGGAUGCAGUCUUCAUGCACCAUAGUGAAGAAACCAGAAUGAUGACGUCUGAGGUACCUACAUUUAAGAGAGUUAUAAUUGUGAUAUGCAAAUAUAUAUAUAUAUAUUUUAUAACUGACCAGGAAAAGCUGAGCAAGGUUAUUGUAGGCAUGUAUCUCACUUGAGACAAAUUAAUACAUAAAGAAAGUGAAAGGAACAGGCUCCUCAAACAAGGCACAUACCGAGGGAGGAUUCAUCAGUACAACCAGAUGGAGUAUUUAAAUGUAUUUACAUGCAUACUGCAGAUCAAGAGAAUGCAGGUUCAAAUCCCACUAAAAUGUAUGUUGCUCUGGAGAUAAGCAUCUAUCUAAAUAAUUAAAAGUUGGGAUUUAUGAUUUGUUGCAUGUUGUGGGGAAAAUGCCUCUAAGCUCUUGAUGGACAUAUAUACAUUUCCUAUCUGUUUGUUUGCUGUAUACAUUGUAUAUAUGUAAUGUUUGUUUGAUUCUUUCUGUGGACAUGUGAAAUAAAAUAUGAAUUUCUA